Messenger RNA from Coccidioides posadasii C735 delta SOWgp, 1506 nucleotides. RefSeq lists its product as uncharacterized. The record is from RefSeq and is a predicted model, not a curated record. Gene Ontology annotation, biological process: regulation of transcription by RNA polymerase II; positive regulation of DNA-templated transcription, elongation. Gene Ontology annotation, molecular function: cyclin-dependent protein serine/threonine kinase activator activity. Lineage: Eukaryota; Fungi; Ascomycota; Eurotiomycetes; Onygenales; Onygenaceae. Gene Ontology annotation, cellular component: nucleus; cyclin/CDK positive transcription elongation factor complex.
AUGCCUUCGAUCUCAUCAAAUAAAAAAUCUUCCACUCCUCCGGUCCCUUCGCCCUCGAAUCCGGUUCUCCUAGCUACCCAGUCUCAAUGGCUCUUCACAGAUUCAGAACUCCUCCGGUCGCCGUCAGUUCUAGACGGCAUGCCGAUCGAAUCAGAGCAUACCAGUCGGGGAAAGGGCGUCAACUUUAUUAUGCAAGUCGGCAUUCUACUAAAGCUUCCGCAGCUCACACUCUGCACGGCCAGUGUGUACCUUCAUAGGUUUUUCAUGCGAUACAGUAUGGUGGAUCUGCCACAACGGCCAGGAAUGCACCCUUACUCUAUCGCCGCCACAGCUCUUUUUCUGGCGACAAAGGUGGAGGAGAAUUGCCGCAAGAUGCGGGAAUUGAUAAUUGCUUGUUGUCGGGUGGCGCUGAAGCAGCCGAAUGUCGUGGUGGACGAGCAGUCAAAAGAAUUCUGGAAAUGGAGAGACACGAUCCUGCACAACGAAGACCUUCUCUUGGAAGCCUUAUGUUUUGAUCUUCAGCUCGAGCAGCCGUACCGACUUCUUUAUGACUUCCUGUGCUAUUUGCACCAGCAGGACAACAAGCCACUGCGAAAUUCUGCCUGGGCAUUUAUCAACGAUUCCAUUUUUACGGUCCUGUGCUUGCAAUUCACCUCCCGGACAAUAGCGGCGAGUGCACUGUAUGCCGCGGCCAGACACUGCGACGUCUCCUUUGAUGACGAUAUUCUUGGCCGUCCUUGGUGGGAACAAUUGGAUGUUGAGCUAAGAGAUUUGAAGCGAGCGUGCAACAGAAUGGCAGAGUUGUACGAAAGAUCUCCGCUUCCCAAGCCUGGACAAAAGUAUCCUUCUAUCCCGGGGAAUGAAGGGGACUCAACCGACAAAACGAGACAUGUUAUCUCUAGAGGGAAUGAAAAUGGCACAGAAGACGGUUACCCAGAUGAACGAAACGGAUCUCUAUCCCCUGGGGAGAUUAGUGAACGAAAGCGAAGCCGCGAGGCCGACAAUCUACCCUCUCCAAAACAAAAUCCUCUCCAGCAUACGCACAGCGUCUCUACUAAUGGAAGACUGAAUCAAGAGCAAGAACAACCAUCUCCAAAACGCCAGCGUCUUGAUGAUAACCAAACGACAGCUCCGAACUUUAGAAGCCCCCUCCCCCAUUCUCAAACACAACCGCGAUUCGAUUCACAGCCUAAAUCAAACCAAUCCUCCCAACCGUCCCUUACUAACGCGACAUCUACCCUUCACAUCUCCUCAAACAACAACUCUACGUCUCCUGAGACGGCAACACCAACAUCUACCACAAAUCCACCUCAACCUGAGACCACAAAUUUAAAUGGAACUUCCAAUCCAGAGCAUAGACCCCCUCCUCCGACUUCCCUAUCCGCUCCCACCACACCGAACGAUAAACCGCAAUCGUCACGCAUACCGGCCAGUUAUCAGCGUAAGAAGGAAGCAGCGUCGCCUCGGCCACCGGGUAAUAUCCCUCCCAAACCGCCACUGGACUAG